Messenger RNA from Schistocerca americana (American grasshopper), 895 nucleotides. RefSeq names its product cancer-related nucleoside-triphosphatase homolog. The coding region runs from base 256 to 849 and encodes 197 amino acids. Gene Ontology annotation, molecular function: ribonucleoside triphosphate phosphatase activity. The record is from RefSeq and is a predicted model, not a curated record. The transcript is spliced from 5 exons. NCBI's taxonomy places the organism in Eukaryota, Metazoa, Arthropoda, Insecta, Orthoptera, Acrididae.
UUAGCCACCCAUCUCAGAGUUUUGUAGAACAUAAACUUCGUAAUUCAUCCCAUACGGAGAAAUGUUUCACUCAAAUUUAUAGAUUAGUUGAUUUCAUAGACAAUAAAGAAGUGGAUUCUGAGGUUAACUGAAGCUGCCAUGUUCAGUUUGUCCACAGACAACUAGUUGUUCUGAAAGUGCUGCGAAUACUGGUAGUAUUUGUUGUGAAACUGGCCUUUACAAAUUAUAGAAGUCGUGUUGUACGUAAAUCAAAAGAUGACAUCGUUUGUCGGCGACGAAAUAAAACACGUGUUACUAACCGGACGUCCAGGAAUUGGUAAAACAACUUUAAUCAAAAAGAUAUAUGAUUCACUGAAAGUCAAAGGUGUUGAAGCUAAAGGCUUCUUCACAGAGGAAGUAUGUGAGAGUGGAAGGAGAAUUGGAUUUGACAUUGUGGCUCUGGAUGGAAGAAGAGGAGAGUUAGCAAGAGUACGAGGCAAGCAGAUUGAGAGAAGCCAUCCUGAAUACUGUGUUGGCCAGUAUAUUGUUAAUGUGAAGUCUUUUGAAGCUGUUGCAUUGCCCGUAUUUUGUGAUGUGGGACGGCCUGGUCAUGUUUUGGUAGUUGAUGAAAUUGGGAAAAUGGAGCUAUUUUCAAAAAAGUUUAAAGACUGUGUUUCUGCUGCAUUUAGUUCACCAAAAGCCACAAUUUUGGGAACAAUUCCAAUUGCUAAACAGCGGCCUAUUCAGUUUGUUGAAGAGUUGCGCACACGUCCAGAUGUUAAAGUAAUAACAGUUGAUUACAACAAUAGAAAUGGUCUUGAAAAUGAAAUAUCUGAGAUGCUGAUAUCUGCAUUGAAAACAGUACACUGAAAUAUAAAUGUGUGUUGGAUGUUUGUAAUAAAUAAUUUACAUUAUA